AUGAUAAAGGAGAGCUCUCGUGAAGCUUUUCCUACAAACCAUCCACCUUUACAUUCACAUGUGCUACAAUUAAGAAAGAUGGUUAUACUCAGAAAAGGAGUGCUCGCCCUCGUGGCAGCAUUGGCUCUCCCAGUAUCGUGCCAAGAUCAGAAGACGUUGUCCGAUUAUACCUGCACUCACCCACCAUACAAAAUCCACAUUGUGUCGAAAUCACCACUGGUCAUCUACAUCCCCGACUUUAUCACAGCUGCUGAAAGAGAACACCUCUUGAAGCUAGGGAGCGACACGUUCACUCACUCCGGCGUCAUCAAUUCAGAAGGCGGGAAGACCACACACCAAGUGCGCACCUCUCAAAGCACCAGUCUCUGGCGGGACGAUGUCGUCCGUUGCAUCGAGGAACGCGCCAUCGCUUUCCAGGGCUACAACGUUCCCAAGAAUCACUUGGAGCCCCUACAGCUCGUGAAGUACGGGGAGGGCCAGCGCUAUCACUUCCACACCGACUGGUUCACGGAUCCGAGGCACACCACAGCCUCCCUGGGCGGGAACCGGGUAUCGUCCUUCUUUGGCUAUGUGUCGGUCGUCAAUGUGACGGGAGGAGGCACCAACUUCCCGAUGCUGGAUGCGCCGCAAGACGAGCGAUGGUGCGAAUUCAUCGACUGUGACGAGCCGUGGGAAAACGGUCUGACGUUCCGGCCCAUUGAGGGAAACUUCGUUUACUGGGAGAAUCUACUGUGGGAUGGAACAGGCGAUCAACGGAAUCUGCAUGCGGGACUGCCGGUGACAAGCGGACAGAAGGUGGGGAUGAACAUUUGGACGAGGCAAGCACCGCUCAGCAGAGCGAUUCGGGGGGAUGACUGA
Molecule: messenger RNA, 858 nt
Organism: Colletotrichum truncatum
Lineage: Eukaryota; Fungi; Ascomycota; Sordariomycetes; Glomerellales; Glomerellaceae
Source: RefSeq, a predicted model, not a curated record